GAUCGAUUUAUUUCAUGCAUCAUUUAAUCGGAAAACAGAAAAGAAGAAAACAUCAAAUGCUAUUUUGAUUUUUUUGUUUUAUUAACAAAUGCACGAACUAAAAAAGUAAGGAUAUCAUAGGAGCGUGUUUUUAUUUAAUAAGAUUGAUAUAAUCGAUUUCACGGCUGUAAUGGGGAAAGGCGAAAACGGUGCGGUCAAGGGGUUUGCUAUAUGUGGAGCUGCGUGUUUAUGUUGCUGUGUAGUUGGAGUCGUUCUGGGGCUAUUUGGAAUCGGAAUUGCCAAAAUAGUCAUGGGAGCGGUCCACAUAGACGACUGUCCGUUGGAGAGACUUAUCCCCAUCUGGCUGAUCGUGAGCGGGGUCGCCCCCAUCUUCUUUAGCGGCACGGUGCGCAAACCGAAGGGAGAAGAGGGGAAGGAGGAGACGGAGACGGAGACCGGAGGUUGCGCACAUGUGGCGCGAAGCAUCUGUGGGGCGAUUGCGCUGGUGUUUAAUCUUGCAUGGCUCAUUUGUGGGUCUGUAUGGAUCUACCCAACCUACGGCAAGGUAAACGAGGACGGAUUUACUCCCUGUGCUGGAAACGUUACGACGGGCUGCUCUGACGACUGCCAUAAGCCGACUUUGACCUUUGCUUUUGCUAUGGUGACCAUGGACUGGAUAUUCUUUGCAUUCUGGUUAAUUGCUAUUGGUUGCAGUGUGCGCCAAGUUUUGGCAAAGGCGAAAGAAUCGCAAAAUUUAAACGGCUGAUUUUGCUCGUGUUAGAAAUUUUUCAUUCAAGUUCUUUAUGUAUCUUUCAGAUUAUUACCGCAUUACCGACUUUUCCAUCGUUUAUACCUGUACGAGUUUUAUAAAAUCAGAUGAAAAUCUCUCUCGCUACUAAAGUGGAGAGAACUCUUGAAGAAAACUGCAUACACUAAAUACCUCAUAAGACAAGUAUUUUUGUAAUUGUUUUUGUUGUAAAUGUGUUUAUUUUGUUAAGUGAUACGGAUUUUAAUGGAUUGGAAUGGAGAAAAAUACUCAUGCUAUAUAUUUAUAUAUUGAUUUCAAGUAUAGAUUCCAAACGUAAAUUUAAUAUGUUUCCAUCUUGGGUUAAAGACUUGGAUAAAUACGUGUUGUUUAUAAACAACACGGUUUCUUUUCUCUCUUUAAUAACUAGUUAAAUGAUGUUGAUGUUAAUAACAUAAAGAGCUCUUUGUUUUACGCUAUAACUUUAAAAUGUUGAAAAUACAAAAUAUCAACUUAAACUACCUAGCUUUAAGUACAUGUAAUAUCACCUUGGUUUACGAAGAGUCUAAAGACAGUCUCAGACUCCGAAAAUGAAAUAUUUAAAAUCUGAAGAAAAUUCAUUUACAUGACUUUUUCGCAAAGAACUAUGGUUACGAGAUUUACGAUUCAAGUUUCACAUCAACACUCGCCAUGAAGAAAAUUUACAAUAAAAAUGAAAUUUUGCGUCUUGCGCUUGAGCUCAGACUUGAGACUAUGCACAUAAACAUGUUGUACUUAAGAACUGCCCCAACUUGGAGUUCUGGCAAAACUGUAAAUCAUCAUUUCAUUUUAAUUUUCCUAUCUGAGUAUUGGUAGUGAAUCUUGCUGAUUAUUUUCUAAAUAUAAAAUUAUUAUUGUUGUUGUUGUUGUUGUUUUCUGGCCGUUAAUAAACAUGGACCAUGGCUGUUUAAAAACAUGGAUUACGCAAUAACACGUUUGUAUUGUUAAGUGUUAUUUUGUUUCAGUGACUCGUUUUCUUUUCAAACUUUUGUCAGUGUAUAUAAGACUCAUGUUUAAUGUAUAGAUGGCAAUACCAGUCAAAGAAGGAAAUGGAUACCUUUAAGCCUUUGGCUUUCUCCACAAACCUUUAUAUUUAUAUAGGUAGUAUUACCUGGGCUUUGCAAUAUGCACAUUGCCUCUUGCAACUUAUGGA
Mya arenaria is the source of this 1916-nucleotide messenger RNA. RefSeq lists its product as uncharacterized. Lineage: Eukaryota; Metazoa; Mollusca; Bivalvia; Myida; Myidae. The transcript has 4 exons. The coding region runs from base 170 to 745 and encodes 191 amino acids. The record is from RefSeq and is a predicted model, not a curated record.